AUGACAAAAUUAGCACAUCAAGUAGUAAGCAAGUGUAAAGGCAUACCUCUUGCCAUUGUCUCUAUUGGUAGGCUCCUCUUCAGGCGUGACAAGACCAAAGAGGAAUUGAACAAACUAAGGCAACCAAACUGGGAGCUAUUUAAUAAUCCAAGCUUGGAACAUGUCAGGAAUAUCCUUUAUUUGAGCUACAUUUACCUUCCGACACACUUGAAAAGUUGUUUCCUAUACUGCAGCUUGUUUCCAGAGGACUAUCUCAUGAGAAGAAAAAGACUUAUAAGGUUGUGGGUAGCAGAGGGGUUCAUCGAGAGAAGGGGUGAAAGCACAAUGGAGGAAGUGGCAGAAGGUUAUCUAAAGGAGUUGGUUCAAAGAAAUAUGCUACAACUUGUUCAAAAGAACUCAUUUGGUAGGAUGAAAUCAUUCCGGAUCCAUGAUAUCAUGCGCGAGUUGGCAGUAGAUUUAUGUCAGAGAGAGUGCUUUGGUGUUGCAUACGAGGAGGAUAAGCAUACAGAAUAUAUUGAGGAGAAGGAUGGACGUCGACUGGUAAUACACAAACUGAAGAAGGGAAUAUACCAAUCACCCUCAAACUUACACCGCCUUCGAUCUCUCAUUGCAUUGGACAUUGGUACUCCAUCAUCCAGUCUACUGCCUCUAAUAGUGGGGAUGUCAAGAUAUAUGUCGGUACUGGAGCUAAGUGGCCUACCCAUUGAGAAUGUUCCAGAUGCUAUUGGAGAUCUUUUCAAUCUCCGCCAUUUAGGUCUGCGUGGUUCAAAGGUGAAGGUCCUCCCUAAGUCUGUUGAGAAACUUACAAAUUUAUUGACACUGGACCUUUUUGGAUCUGAUAUACAAGAGCUUCCUAGAGGGAUUGUCAAACUGAAGAAUCUUAGACAUUUGCUUGCCGAGAGAGUGUAUGAUGCAACUUGGGCAGAAUUUAGGUCUGCUAGUGGUGUACGUAUCCCCAGAAAUCUUGGGAACCUGACAAAUCUACAGACAUUGAAUGCGUUAGAUGCACAGGAUGAGUCUCUAGGUUGUUUGGGGGAGCUUAGGCAACUAAGAAGCUUCAGGAUAUGGAAUGUGAAGGGAAUCUACUGUGGACGCCUGUGUGAAUCCCUUGUUCAGAUGCAAUUUUUGUCUGUGCUAAGUGUGAAUGCAAGUGAUAAGAAUGAGGUUCUCCAGUUGAAUGCUCUCCCACCAAAUCUGAAGAAGCUACGUCUGACUGGAAGAUUAGCGGAAGGGACAUUGUGCGAGUCUCUCUUCCAAGCCGUGGGUCAGAACUUGUAUUCGUUGCAUCUAUAUUGGUCCGAGUUGAAAGAAAACCCCCUGCCAUCACUUUCUCAGAUGUCAAAUAUGACAGACCUAGAUUUGACAAGUGCAUAUACUGGAGAGGAGCUGAUAUUUCUCACUGGCUGGUUUCCUAAUCUAAAGACCCUCUUUCUUAGAGACCUUCCUAAUCUGAAGCUGCUAGAGUUUAAAAAAAAUGCCGUGGCGAGCCUGGAAAGAUUGAUACUGAUCAACCUAAAUAGCAUGACGGAGGUCCCACCUGGCAUUGAGUUCCUUGGGCACCUUAAAAAGCUAAGCUUUGCCGGAAUCACCCCCGACUUCCUGAUGUUACUGCGCCAAUGUUCUAAAAUUGGCAGGGUGCGAUGGCAGCAUUCUCUACGCCAUUGA
Molecule: messenger RNA, 1665 nt
Organism: Triticum turgidum subsp. durum (durum wheat)
Lineage: Eukaryota; Viridiplantae; Streptophyta; Magnoliopsida; Poales; Poaceae
Source: the annotation of a GenBank genome assembly